Molecule: messenger RNA, 2424 nt
Organism: Babesia bigemina
Lineage: Eukaryota; Apicomplexa; Aconoidasida; Piroplasmida; Babesiidae
Exons: 1
Coding region: 1-2424 (807 amino acids)
Source: RefSeq, a predicted model, not a curated record
AUGGAUUGGAGAAGCAUCGGCACCUCCUUUGUGCCAUCUCUAGAGGAGAAGCCUUCCCGCACAUCGGCACAGCCACUGCCCUUACUGGAAGACAAUGGCAACGACAAGCCUCCUACGUAUUCCAGAUGGCAGUACGUGGUCGGUGUUGCGUCGGAAGAUCAAAGCGUAUUGCUCCAGAAACUAGAGGAGUCCAAGGAAGGCAGCGUGAGAGGGGGGAACCGCCAUGCGCAGCCUCUAGCGAUUCUUGACACAACCACACCAAAGGCCCGGUAUUACGAGAACCAGGUAUGUUGGAGCGAUGAAAAUGGCGUCAUAAAAGAAAGGAUAAAAUCUUUCAAGGAACUGACGUUAGACCCAACAGUGGCACCCUCGCUGGACGCAUGGCUCAGAUACAUAAGGGCAAAGGCCGGUGAACUUGUGCUGAAAUUGCAAGGCAACAAAACAAACGUGCCUGAAUGUAUGCUGACUAGACUGAACAUAGCACAGGAGCUUGAGGUUGCUGCCCAAAACUGCGAACUCCUCCACAAAAUGAGUGGGAUCGUGAAACUGACAGGGAAUGUGGAGUGGUGCGGCGUACAAGACACCGCUGGCAUAGCGUACAUGUUUAUCCUCAUUUUAUUUUAUAAAAAGAUGUUAAUCCCCACGUUCGACGACGUGCUGGAUACGGUUAAAUGGAUAAAGACGUGGUCCAACGACUACCUAAGGGUUGAUCAACUCAGGCACGAGCUAACCACCCAUACCCACCAGUUGGUCUCAACGGAACCUGUAUAUUGGGAAUAUAUGUCUGGAAUAGUUAUUCAAACCCCCAUGGAGCAUGGUCGAUUCCUCAAGGUGACAUCGGUGUUCUUCAAUCAUCUUAGCCGAAUGGCGGAUAUGGAUAUUGCGCCCAGAGGCAAAAUUGAAAAAUCAAUCGUCGUGCUACUAACUGAAUGUUUUAUACCACGUCUCCUAGCGUCUGGGCAUCAUGAUGUGGCUGUCAACGUGAUCAGACAUUGGUUGGCACAUAAUAUGCUCGGCAGCAACUCUUGCGACGUCUUCGCUAACAUCUCCAAACACUACCUCCUGCACAGCUUGAGCAUAGUGCAGCGCCAGUGUAAUUUGGAUAAAAGCGCCUUAAUGGAUCUGUGCGACGCUGUGGAUGCGUUUUUGAAGGAAACUGGGCAAAGCCAGCAAGUGGAAUUAGGGUACCUGAAAUCGCUUGAUUACUGUCAGGUGGAUCCUGUCGAUGUUGUACAGUUGCCCAUAAAGCCGUUUAAACUAUGUAACGAUCAUGCUAAUGAGUUAUUGUUUAGAAUACUGGAACUAUUCGGAAGCGAAUCCGUUGACCGAGUCCCAAGCAACAGCAGGUGGUACAAUUUCGUGAAGAGUACGGUAGUUAACACCCGCUGUGCCAAAACGUUCCGUACGCUUUUAUUAAUGCAUGCUAUGGUUGUGACACCAGAAGUGAAAAUAUUUUGGUGUCUACUGAUGCGUGCUUGUCAACGAAAAGAUAUAUCCAAGAAAAUACUGCAGCUAAAUAUGAAGGACCCUGAUCUUUGGGCAACAUAUGCGGCCAUCACUACCACCGUGUCAGAAGCCAAAGUCGUAUACGAGGAAGCAGUGGGGGUGUUUCCGAACCACUUUCCUCUUCUGGUGGCGUGGUUAAUGUUCUGCUUGGAACAUGAUAGAGAAAAUGCGGAUGGAGCCCUAACCUCCCUGAAGAGAGAAUUGGAUAGUAGAUGUGGAACCCAAACAAGUGCUCCCGAACAUGAGAGCGCACAAAGUAAUGCGCUUGGUGCUAUCAGCCCGUCCAGGGCUUGCGCUACUGUGCUGGUGUGGAUGCUAGGCAAUAGGGGCCGCCUUCACGAAAAGCGUUGCAUAGCCGAAUUUAAAUCAAUGGUUUUCGUUUUAAGUGAAUAUGACGUUGGGGUUGUGCUUAGGGCUGCUUGCUUGUGUAUGCCGCCAAAAAUUGCGCAACAACUUGCCGAGCCCAUAGUGAGAACGUACCCAAACAACGAAACCAUCACCGCCCUGUACGUAGAACACUGCAUCGCAAGAGUAGACAAACCAGCAAUACUUCGACUAGUUUCUGACUAUUUAGUGAGGCCACUGAUUUCCAUGGCUACGAAGCACAUGGCGCAGUUUGCGGAUUGCUUACGGAACAAAAACUAUGACGGUGGAAUCAGGCUCAUGCUGCUGUGCAGGGUUGAUUUGAGUGGGAACGUGCUAAGGUCAAUUAUUGAGGAGCCAAUGCCGUUCAAGCUGCCUAGCGUCCGGAUUCUUCUGCACGCUCUCAAAAGCACUGCAAGGACUUGCGACACGGUACAACUCGUGGCAAAACAUUGUGCCUUCUCCAAGGCACUAUGGUUAAUCCUCGCUGAACAUCUCCCGGCAUCUAGCAACAUUAUUGAGGAAGAUAUGAAAGCAAACGGCAUAAAACUAUAG